Messenger RNA from Prunus armeniaca (apricot), 282 nucleotides. NCBI's taxonomy places the organism in Eukaryota, Viridiplantae, Streptophyta, Magnoliopsida, Rosales, Rosaceae. The record is from the annotation of a GenBank genome assembly.
AUGGACCGAUGUCGUCGAAAACGACCCAAAACCGCCACUUCUGAGUCUGACGAGGUUAUUAGCAAUGAAUGGGAAUUCAUAAACAUGACUGAACAAGAAGAAGAUCUCCUCUAUAGAAUGUAUAGGCUCGUUGGGCCCAGGUGGGAUUUAAUAGCUGGUCGGAUUCCAGGUCGAAAACCAGAAGAAUUAGAGAGGUAUUGGAUCAUGAGACAUUGUGAUACAUUUGCUGACAAAAGAAAUCAGCAAGACAACUCUGAAAAAUGUUGGUCGUCGAAUGUUUAA